Arabis nemorensis is the source of this 402-nucleotide messenger RNA. Lineage: Eukaryota; Viridiplantae; Streptophyta; Magnoliopsida; Brassicales; Brassicaceae. The record is from the annotation of a GenBank genome assembly.
AUGAUGAUGAUAAGAUGGCACCAUAGUAAAUUGAUUGAACAUGGCACUGGUAACAAGAUAAUGAUAGAAAAAAAAAAACGCAGUAUCCACGACGCUUUCUGUGUGGCACGGAAUUUGAUCUGCAACAAUUCAACUGUAUAUGGUGGUAGUGCAGCUGAGGUUGCCUGCUCUCUUGUUGUUGAUGCAGCUGCUGAUAAAUACCUUGGCGUUGAACAGUAUGCAAUUAGGACGUUUACAGAAGCCUUAGACUUUGUCCCUAUGGCGCUUGUAGAAAACAGUGGGUUGCAGCCCAUCGAGACACUCUCAGCUGAGAACAUUCCGUUCUACGAGAUAGAUUGCAAUGACGUAGGAACGAAUGAUAUGAGGGAGCAUAACGUGUUUGAAACACUGAUCGGGAAGUAA